AUGGCUAGUAAAAAAUCUGACCGGACUGCCGGUGGUGACGCACCACAUUCCCCACCCCCACCACCAGCAAAAGAAAAUGAACAUGAGGACAAGAAAGCGAAGCCUCCAGAGGAGUCUGUACAAGAAUUACCAGAAAAAACUGCUUCUGAAAUACUUAAGGAGGAAAUAGAAUAUCGAGCGAUGCUAAGAAAACAACGUUUCAAGAGACGAUGGCCCGAGGUAACUAAGGUGCAUAUUGUGACGAAACCCUGGCACCCACCACCACCUCCGCAAAAACCACCACCUGUGAUAAUAGAAUAUCCAGAAGUGGCGACUCGUACCUGGGUUCCCCCCUACAAGAGGAGACGCCGUAAGCCACCAAAGAAAAUUAGAAUUCCUUUGGAGGAGAUGAUGCAGCAGUUGCCAGAAUUCAGCAAACUUAAAAAGAUUUGGCACAACUUCAGUCAAGUCGAGAAGAACAAGAUGAUGCUGCAGGGGAGCGUUGGAUGCAACUCUAAGAGAUACUCGUCAACCACCUGCGGUGCCCAGACCGGAUGCAUAGCCGUGGCAUGCCGUGCACUCCUCGAGGAGAAGACCCCAGCGCAACUGGUGUCCAGGGACGUUGACGAAUUAAUCGAGGCUGGUGAUAGAUACUAUAGAGAGUGCUUGCACUCUUUGAAGUGCUAUAAAGGUAAUCCAAAAUUGCAACUGCACCAGCUCCUGACUUAUUUGUUUUUGCACGACACCAAGUAUACGGUCAAGAUGUUAGAGGUGGACAAAGGUCUGCUGGCGAAACACCCUGACAAUAUACAAUCUGCUCCAGACCUCAUGAGCCUAAUGGAGAAACGCGCAGGAACUACAUACAUGUUGAUCCUGUCUAUUGGAGACGUCCGUCACUUCCUGAUUUGGGGGCAUCCACCAGACCCUGGGUCUGGGAGCGCUGUGAAGACUGUCUGUUACAUCUUUGAUCCUCAUAUGCUGACUGAAUAUGGACAGCCACAUAAAUUGCACGGAGCUGGAGCAUUCCUCCGCUACGCCGGUGUCAAUGCAUUUGUCAUUGACUUUCUUUGCAACUACGGUGACCUGGACUCUGCCAAGAAAGGCACCCCAAAACCUUCAAUCACAUUGACUAGCAUUGAUAUAUUCCAAAAGGAGCCUUUGAUCCGGGAGCCUACCUACUCCUUAGAUCUGAAAGCUCUGCCGACACAUUGCGAUGCGGUAUGGCAGAGCAUGAAUGUUAACGCCCUCAUCGAGAAGAAACAGAAAGAGGGCCAGUACCCAUUAGCUUCUCUGAGCGCGGUGAGCUUGGCGACCUCCCGCUCUUCCCCCCGGAGGAAAGUCAGGGAAUUCUACCAGAAAACACCUAAGGAUCCACCGAUAACAUUACCAGUCGCACCAGAAAAGGCCCCGCCGAACCCAUCACCAGAACAGAUCUUGUCACUACGAGGAGAAGACUUCUUCCUCUUCAGCCCCGCCAUAGAUGGACACACUUAUGGCCGAGACGAUAUGAUUCCUCUUCCGAAGUCCGAAACCAUUCUACACAGUCCAGUGGAGGUCGCAAAUAAGAACUUUCACUCUCAAUACCACCAGCUUGACGUGGGGAGGUAUAUCUUGAGAGGAACCAGGCAUAUGGCUAGCUACCGAUACCAGACAUUCAAGACCUUUACUGCCAUACCAAGCUGUUUGGCUGCUCUGGCCAUGUUGCACAGGUACAGAGCCAGGGCUUGGAACGAAGAUACUGUUGACGAAACCCUAGAUGUUGGCUAUAAUUUGUACAGGGAAUCGUUGAUGGAUCGCAGAGGACCCAUUCGUCAUCUAACCCUCGGGGAGAUUAAGGAGAACUUCAAUAUACGAGAUCGGGAAUUUAUUCAUAAGGAGCGCAAAAUCGCUUACUGGGGUAAGAUCGUGUCUUCAGAUCCCAAAGUCUUCGACCUGUGCAGAGGUAUUCGGUCAUUCUUUAAGGAAUCUGACUCUGGAUUACUUCAGAUUCCUGGUGAGUUUGAAGUAGCAAUUUGGGACGAAGGUGAUAGGUACUAUGUUUACCAUCCCUGGCCAGCAGACCGGUUUGGACAUAGGGUGGGUCUUCAAGGAGGUGGAAAGGCCUGUAUAAUGUAUUUUACUAGUAUUGACCGCCUCUGCGACCAUUUCUUAGAAAGCGUGUCUGACCUCAAGAAGAAACCGUUCAGCAUCUCCGACGUGCAAGUCAUGGAGAGGAAGAAGCAGCUUCCGGAGGCAGUUAAUAAGAUGAAACCCGUGGCUCCAGGUCGCUGGAUAGUACGAGGCAGUUUCCACGAAGGGGACAACCGCUUCCCUGAGGAACAUCGAGGUCGUCAGGCCACACCUUGUUCGUUGAUGGCGUUGGGUAUGGCACAUGUUGUCGACCCCAACGAGUGGACUGCCGAGGAUAUCGAUGAGACUCUAGUUCGCGGUGAUGUUCUUUAUGAAAACACCAUGGAGCAUUUGGAGAAGAUGGGCAUCAGUCUAGAUGCUCCCAAGAGCGCGGAAGAGAAUGAGGAUGAAGAAACGGAGGAGCCUACUCCUACUGGGAGUCUUGCUGCUGCUGAUUGUCUGACCAGGUUUUCCGUAUCGCAGAACGACUGCAUAGAGGCGGAUGUCAUGGAUAGUACAUUUAUUGGACACUUGAACCCAGAGCCAGAUAGUGGGCUGCCGUCGUUUAAGAGCAUCCUUACGAGUUUCUUCAAGGAAUAUUCUCAUGGUGUGUUCACGGCGAGGGGGAACUCUGUUGCUAUAUGGAGGCAUGGCGGAUACUACUUCAUGUUCGAUCCCCAUGGGUGUGAUGAAAACGGUUUGCCUAGUGACGAACCGCGUGCGGCUGCUUGUCUUAUUCGCAUCCAGGGCAAGAUUGAUGAACUGGCGAAAAUCCUCGUCGGCAACUUGCCACCAGGCAGUGACGACAGUUUUAACAUAUCUCCAGUCAGCAUUAGUGCGACUAAACUUAAUCCAGAAAUUGGUGCCCCGGAGACAAAGUUGGAGAGUAAAGCGUUUGAGUGGAUAAAGAAAGGCACAGCAGCUAUAAUGAUGGGUCCUCGCGGAGAGAAUGCUGCAAUCGGAAAGGCUGCUGAGAGGGCAGGAAUAUCUGAUGACGACAAGGCAGGCCGCAACAUUGGACUGCCAGCAGCCGCGGCUUACGUGGCUGCCGCCACCGCCAUCCCCCCCGCGCAUAUGCACAAGGAUCAUAUGUACAACUUCUUAGAUACGGGAGCUGAAUAUUACUUGAACCACUUGAAGAGGACAGGACGAAAAGAGAUGACUGUGGAUGAUCUGACUGAAAAGUUUGAGAUGGGUGCGAACACCUACACCAUAGAACUGGAAGAACCAGUGAGGUUACCACUCAGACUCCCAGACGAGCCGCCUCCGGAGGGCGAAGAAGGUGGAGGAGAUAAAGAAGGAAUGCUCGAAGAAGAAGAACCAGAAGUUAUGAAACAAAUGAAGGAUCUCCUCUUUAAAAUGUGGUACGAUCAAACCAAUCCCACAACUGUGUCUCUGCUGUUGGGUGACUACUACCAGCUCGGGUUAUGGAUGCAGGCUGGAGGAAGGGUGGUGGCUUUCGAUCCAGCUCCCACUGUCCACAAGGGAAUGUUGACUUCACAUAGGAUAAUGAAAGGCGACGAGCUCCGUCUCAAACGUAUUCAAGACGAGAUGGCAACUGAAGGAGGUGGUGAGCCUGAAGAGGACGAGGAAGCUGGUGGAGAGGGUGAGGCUCAACCAGAGCCGGAGCCAGAACCUGUCCCACCAGACUCUUGUCCUGCACUCAUUGUGGCUGCCAGUCCUGGAGAGUUCAUCGACAAACUUGUCAUUCAAUCAGGUCUGGAUAAGAAGCAGUGUCUGGGUCCUUGCUGGUUGUACCGCGCCAAUGUCACAAACGAAUUGACCUCUGCGCUUAAAGAAAAGAAGCCUGGAGCAGCCAAGAAGGCCGAAGAAGAAGACGAGGAAGAAGCUGGAGAUGAAUUGGUCCCAGAGUUGGAAGAAGCUGUCAUCGGCAAAUACUUUACCAGAAUGAACAGGACCACAGCAUCGCUGAGGGGCAGAGUCUCUCAAGGGGAGAGCUACUUCCAGGAUCAUCCCAAUAGGAACAAUCAGGAUACAGCCAACUCCGUGAUGGGAAUAGUGGUUGAGGCCAUAGAACCCUACACGUAUUGGAAGCCGGAACUAGUGGAUGCUGUACUGAAGUACGGUGACAGGCUGUACACAAUGUCCAUACCGAAUGCAAAGAAGCCCCCAUACCUUGAACCUAGAGAAAUUGUUACGGAGUUCCACGUUACCAACUUUAAUGUGAGACUAGAGGUGGAACCCGAUGUAGUUACAGGGGACCUUAAAGCUGGUGAAACUGGAGGACUUCUGAAUCUGAGGAGAGGGCUUGCCAAUUUCUUAGCUGAACACCAAUACGGCGUGAUUUGCGCCAAGAACUACUGCGUGGCGGUGUGGACGGUGGGGUCGGUGUUGAUGUGGGAGCCGCACGCGGUGGGCCCCACCGGCAAGUCCUCCCCCGCCGGAGCAGCCUCCGUCGUGCUCUUUUCCACCUCCGACGAGCUCGCCGACACCUUCAAGUCCAACGUUGAAAAUCUCGGAGUUGAGAGACCAGGGACUUAUGGCUACUCCAUAUCUGCUGUAAAGGUGUUCUGGGAAUACUCCAGGACCGCCCACCCGGUAAGCGCCCAGGGAGCCGUACCUGACGAGGGCUAUGAAUGGAAGGUCCUGACCGCCUACGUGGAGACGGCCAGAGGACGGACAAUACUCCGAGGAACCAGGCCACCAGAUUUACUGAAGUUCACUCGCGACGCGUUGCUGCAGUCAGCGGCAGGCGCGGUGGUGGGAGUGGCGAUGUCUCACGUGCGCCGCCCUCCCCUUUGGACGCGUCGAACUGUGGACGAGGUCAUGAGCGUCGCUGGGCAGCUGUUCUCCGCCUCCCUUGGAGGGCUCGGUUACGAGUUUCGUCCUGGAGAGGAUGUGCUUCUGCCCUUGCAGGUUGUAAAACGUUUCGUGCUCGGCGUCAACUACGUGCGUUACGACUUGCAAGAAAUCUACGUUGGCAAGCUGGACCAGAGGGAACCAAGUGAGAUGACUGUCAGGAGCGCUUUAGAGCGAUUUUUCGAAAGCUAUACUCACGGUAUCCUCUGGUCUGUACCACAUGCUGUCGCUGUGUGGAAGGUGAAGGGAGCACCCCCCUUCUACAUGAUGGAGCCGCACGCAUGCGGGCCUACUGGGCUGAGAAUUGAUGCACAGGAUGAUGGUGCUGCUUGCGUACUCACUUUUACGUCGGCUAAAUUGAUGGCGUUUGGGUAUCUUCAAAACAUACCUGUCGUGGAGCGCCCCAAACACUCUUUCCACCUGUACUCCAUGUCUGUGGUGAUUCAACCGAUUAAGAAGUUGGGAGGAGUCGACCCACCGAUUGUGAGGCAAGGCACGGCACCACCAGGUGUCACUCUAGUACCUGCUACUAGUAAGGUGAACGUGGAAGGCGUGAAGAGACGUGCGAUGGAGAAAGACCGCAAGCACCCGCCUGGCAGCGCCACCUGCCUCGACGCACAGCGCGCUUCUGAACGUGCUGACAAGGAACAGGAGAAACUCAAAGGACAACGGAACACGAGCGGGUGGCUCGUCUUAACCGAUGGCAGUCAGUUCAUGUCCGCGGGCCACUCGAUUGCCUGCAAGAAGUUCCCCUUUGCGUCCAGAGGAAAUCAGGCGCUGGCCUGCGCCGUGAUGGCAAUAGCUAUGUCUCGGGUUGAAGAUGUGUGCCGCUGGAGCCCGGGCACUCUUGACCAGAUCUUGGAGAGUGGAGACCAGCUCUACCAGGACAGCUACCUGCACUUUAAGCCGUCAUCAAAAAUUUUGGCUAUGGAACAGAUUCUUCGGAAGUUCUACACGCCGGGCAACUGUGUGUGCCGCGUCGUCAUAUUCCAAGCUCGACAGAAGGGUGUUGUGGACAAGGACCUCUUUGACAAGAUGGAUGAGUUCUUCCGGGAGGAAAAGGCAGGCGUGUUUGUAGCUGGCAAGGGAGAUUUUGCCAUCGCACUGUUUAAGACACCUAGAGGUUACUACAUGUUCGACGCCGCGGACCGAGACCGCUACGGGCGCGCCGUGGCCCCGCCGUGCAUUGGAAGGGCGAGGGCUUGCUUCUCUCAAUACCCUAACGUCAGAUCAUUGUGUGAGAAACUAGGCCCCAACAUACCACCAGUGGUAGAAGCAGAGAAUGCUAUCGAGAUCACGACCAUAAAGGAGCCAGCAGGUAAGGAGGCGAAAGAGAAAACAGCUGAGGAGAAAGACAAGGAAAAAGAGGUGCAUUUCGAGCAGCCAGCUGGAUUCUCAAUAUACGGCAUGGAUGUGACAACAUUGCGAAGACUAAAUCGGCAUGAACGUUAG
Messenger RNA from Arctia plantaginis, 6360 nucleotides. The record is from the annotation of a GenBank genome assembly. Lineage: Eukaryota; Metazoa; Arthropoda; Insecta; Lepidoptera; Erebidae.